This is a messenger RNA of Blastomyces gilchristii SLH14081, 1605 nucleotides long. Its product is annotated as Spo12 family protein. Lineage: Eukaryota; Fungi; Ascomycota; Eurotiomycetes; Onygenales; Ajellomycetaceae. The record is from RefSeq and is a predicted model, not a curated record. Bases 459 to 851 code for a protein of 130 amino acids. The transcript has 3 exons.
AAUAAUAAUAAUAAUAAUAAUAAUAAUUGCCUUCCACCAUCAGCUGCAUUAUUGACCAGGAACAGGGAAUACAAGUCAAGCUCAUCUUACUCUUGUUGUUGCUGUGCAAAAUUACGUGCCAAAGAAGAACAACCAUCGAGGGAGACGCCGCUGCUCUAUUCCCUGACUGAUCAACAAAUAAAGACAUCACCGACAACAUAUAAAAGCCACCUCUGGCCCGAUCUUUGUACCGACAUUCACACCAACCGUUAAUAAAUAUCUCUCUUCAUUUUAUCCUGCCUCAGUUCUCAAACCACUCUUCUCGUCCGUUUGUUUAAAGAAGACAAAAAUAUACUUCACUCUGAGCUAGCUACCUUGCGAUAGCCAAAAGCUCACAGGCUACGCAGAACCACCGUGCCGGGUACGCCAGUUCUUAUUACGAUCGAACAUUAUAACCUCCCAGUCCAAGUCGAACCGCAAUGGAAUUCAAUCCUACAAGCCCAUCGAAGGCCACACCGCUCUCCGAUCGUUCUACAAACACUCAUCUCCCCACCGGAGCGGCACCGCCAAUGACAACUGGACACUGUGGCACGGAUCUUAAAGCUGCAACAGAAAUGUCGAUGGAAUAUCACAGACAGGUGUUGAAAGAGAAGAUGAAAAACAGGAAGAGUGAGAAGGGCCAUUACAUCUCGCCAUCUGAUGGAAUCAUGAGCCCGUGUACCAAGAAGCUGAGCGAUCUCAAGGGGAAGCGGUUUAAGAAUGCCGGCAAACCACAAACCCUCUUCGCAAAGGCGAUCGGCAGGAAAUCCAUUGAGAAGAUGACCGUUGAAGGCAAAACAGGGUCAACAGCGCCCUCAGACGGGAGUGCAUGAUUUUUCCAACCCGGCCUCUCUUUUUUCUCUUUCUUUCUUUCUCUUUCUUUUUUAAAAUUUCCCCUUCCUUCCUCCAAUUGCGAACUUUAACCUAGCACACAUAUAUCAGUUGCACUUUGCAGCUGUCGAUGCCUGUCUUUUCUUUCUUUAUGCCUUGCCACUUUGAGAUGUAAAUGUAUAUUUUCGAUUACUUUCCCUCUCUUUUCCCCUUUCUUCUUUUCUUCUCUUUUUUUUUUUUAGGCUUCUCCUUUCUUAUUCUUCUUUCAUGGCCCUUUCAUGUCAUACCAUGUGACUUGAGAUGACUUGGCUCAAUCGGUCUGUACUAUUUUCUUUUUUUUCUUUGUCCGAGGCUUUUUUGACCUUUCUCGGUGUUUUGAACUCCUGUGUUUUGGAGGUUAAGGAAGGGGUGGGGGUGGGGGUUGGGAAUCAUGGCGUUUUCCAAACAUAUAGAGAUACUACUGUAUUGAACAGGACAUGAUUAUGAUAAAUGGAUUGGGAUUUGUAUUUUCCUUUUUCUUUGACCUUCCUUGCGAAUUUUUCUUUUUCUCUCCCUUUUUUGGGUAACUAUAGAAAUGAAAGCAUGUCUGUUCCUCUUUCUCCCUACGUCAGACGAGUUUUCACAGUGAUCUCUAAGUUACUGCUCAUAUCAUAAAACAAAUCUAUUCUAUAUCCUGUGCCAUUUUGCCUUCUGUAAGACUUUCUUCUGAAGAAUCCUCCUAAAUGCGGGCCUAUCGCCAGAGCUUCCGAAAUCCCC